CACGUUUUGACGAUCAGCGCCGAAUUCAUGAGCUAGCCGUUAGAACUCCAUUGACGAACUUACCAUCAUCAUCGUCAUCACCUCAAGAAAAUUCCUUCAAAAGAUACACCCAAAAGAAAAAGCAAAGAGGAGAGCUCCAGUUUCAUCCCCGAAUUCACACGAAACUUCGGUAAUUCCUUCCGACUGUAUCCGCCAAAUGGCCGCUUUCUUCUCCGACAGCGAUGAGGACAAGGCGGUGGACGAGCUGCUGUCUCAGGCCAUGGACUCGACGGUUCUCGAUCAGGUGGCCGCCAUUAACUGCGCUGGAUUCGAUUCCGGCGGCCUCCCGAGCCACCUCGAAGCCCGCUUCGCGAGGCUUAAAUCCUUCCCAUCCGCCGCAGCGAAGACGAAACCCUCAACGAAAAGUUUCCACGUCUCCGAUCCCGGCGACGUCAAGAAAAUCGAUUCUCCGAUUUCAUCGAGAAAUUCCGAUUCAGUUCCGGAAAAUUCCCCUACAUCGAAGCCGAAAUGCGCCGAUUCGAAAAAUAACUCGCCCCCUUGUGAUAGUGCAGGCGUGAACAGAAACCCUAGAAUUGAAAUUGGGGGAAAUGGGAGGAAAUCAAAUUCGCCUGAUUUCUGGGCGGAUUUCUCGACUAGGAGUAGGUCUGUUUCUCCGCCAGUGAAGAGUGGUUGUUUCUUGUGCUCCCCUAAGAAAUCGUCGAGGAAAUUAGGGAAGAAGGAGAACAGGGGGUUGGAUUUGGGGCUGAAUUGGGGGAAGCAUGAUGAUGAUCUUCUAACUGAUUUAAGUAAUUUCUCAGUUCAUAGUAAGAAGAUGAGCAGACGGGCUAUGGAAGAAGAGGAGAAAAUUUGCAGAGAAGCUGAGAAAAUUGUGAAGUGGGCUAAGCAGGCAUCGGCGAGGAUGGAAGUUUCGGGGAUUGAAGAUAUCUUGAGUGAUGAUGAUGAGAAUCAUAAAUUCAGUUGAUCUUUGGGGGAUGAAAGAUUUCUUGAGUGUGGUAAGAAUCAUAAGUAAUGUUAAAUCUUGAACAAUGUUGAUCCAAUGCUGUGAUCAUGAUGAGAAGCAUAAGUCUUGUAUGGUCGAAUUUUCAUGUUUUUUACUAGAAUGGCACAAUCUAUGUCCAAUGAUUCAAUUUAGUGUAGAAGAAUGCCAAUGUGGUAUGAAUAUAGGGGGUGAGAUUAUAUGGCUUUAUUGCAGAUUAUAUUUACAUGAAAGUGUUUAAUGAAUCUGUUCUGUCU
Molecule: messenger RNA, 1233 nt
Organism: Andrographis paniculata
Lineage: Eukaryota; Viridiplantae; Streptophyta; Magnoliopsida; Lamiales; Acanthaceae
Exons: 1
Coding region: 197-961 (254 amino acids)
Source: RefSeq, a predicted model, not a curated record